UCUUGACAGUGGUGCUUGGAGCCGAGAGGGUCAGGGGGAGGAGAGGAAAGGGAGUGGAGCGAGAAGACGACAGGAGGAGAUCCACACAGGGUGACCAAUUUCACCGGACCAUCCUUGGAAAGCUAUCCGCUACAAAUGGUCCUCCACCCGGCUGUCUGCUCCCAUCCACACCGAGACGGAUUGUCUGCUGCGGUCCUGUCGGGGAACAGAAACAGAAGAUGAUCACGUCCCAGCAGGAGAUAGGACUGGCAGCAGAGUCUGGACUUCUCAUUAACCUCGGUCUCUGAUCACCGGCCCUGGCACAAACAUCUGGAGCUUCUUAAAGCGCCUGGUUGACCUCAUCCAGUCAGACCCACCCUGCGGCCCUGCAGCGCGGCCUCUACAAACCCCUCGUCACUACUUCUAAAUAUUGUCCACGGGGAUAAAUGAGUGAACCGGCUGCAAGGGAGAGGGCUGGGACAUGUACCAGAACCCCAACAGAAUGUCCUGGUUCAGUGGUUUCCUAGUCGCCAGAGUGGACGACCGCAAGACUGCGUGGGGGGAGCGCAAUGGCAAGAAGUCAAAACGGAAGGGAGGCUCAUCUCUCUGCAACCCACGUUACAUGAGCUGUCUGCGGGAUCCAGAUGCUAUGGAGCCCCCCUCUGGAGCCCCCCUCCAUCAGCACCACCGCGGAGGGAUGGCGGGGGCCGUGGGAGGCGGGGGCAACUUCGGCGUCCGUUGCGGAUGGCAGGAGGACCACUACGGCAAAAGGGUAGUGGCUUCCGGGGAAGGGGUGGGGCUGAAAUCGGUCGACUUGGGCUUUGACGACGGCGAUUUGAAGGGGAGGAAAGGGGGAUGUAACGGAGGCAGCGGGGACAUGGGCGACGACGGCGCAGCAGGGGUGGUGACGGCCGCGGACUGCUGGCUCAGGGUGGUGCAGGUGUUCCAGUCGAAGAAAUUCCAGUCCCGCAAACUGGAGCGCCUCUACCAGCGGUACUUCUUCAGGCUGAACCAGAGCUCCUUGACAAUGCUCAUGGGGGUGCUUGUGAUCGUGUGCGGCAUUAUGCUGACCUUCCACUGUGUCCACGCCGCCCCUCACGUGGCCUACUCCUCAGCACUAUCGGUGGCCAUGGCGCUCUUCAUGGCUUUAAUGGUGGUGUGCAACCGCAACGGCUUCCACCAGGAUUACAUGUGGAUGGUCAGUUACCUGGUGAUCGGAGUCUUACUGUCCGUACAGGUGUUCGGGGUGCUCAUGGUGGCCCCCAGGAGCGCCUCGGAGGGCAUCUGGUGGUCCGUGUUCUUCAUCUACAUCAUCUACACUCUGCUGCCUGUGAGGAUGAGAGCGGCGGUGGUCAGUGGAGCAGUGCUGUCCAUCAUUCAUGUGGUCACCACCUGGCAGAUCAAUCAGGAAGACCAGUUCCUCUGGAAACAGGUGAGCGCUAAUGUCCUGAUCUUCCUGUGCACAAACAUCAUCGGUAUCUGUACCCACUACCCCGCUGAGGUUUCCCAGAGACAAGCCUUCCAGGAGACCAGAGGAUACAUCCAGGCCCGACUGCACCUGCAGAGGGAGAAUCAGCAACAGGAACGUCUGUUGCUUUCAGUGUUGCCAAGGCAUGUUGCCAUGGAGAUGAAGGCUGACAUCAAUGCCAAGAAGGAAGACAUGAUGUUUCAUAAAAUCUACAUCCAGAAACACGACAACGUCAGUAUUCUGUUUGCAGACAUCGAGGGUUUCACCAGCCUCGCCUCCCAGUGCACGGCUCAGGAACUGGUCAUGACACUCAAUGAACUCUUUGCCCGUUUCGACAAGCUGGCAUCGGAGAAUCACUGUCUACGUAUUAAAAUUUUGGGAGAUUGUUACUACUGUGUGUCGGGGCUGCCUGAGCCCCGGGCGGAUCACGCUCACUGCUGUGUGGAGAUGGGUGUCGACAUGAUUGAGGCGAUCUCGCUGGUGCGUGAGGUGACGGGAGUAAACGUCAACAUGCGUGUGGGUAUUCACAGCGGGCGUGUGCACUGCGGUGUGCUGGGACUCAGGAAGUGGCAGUUUGACGUGUGGUCGAAUGACGUCACGCUGGCCAAUCACAUGGAGGCAGGAGGCAAAGCAGGGCGGAUCCACAUCACUAAAGCCACGCUGCAGUAUCUGAACGCAGACUAUGAGGUGGAGCCAGGCUUUGGAGGUGAGAGGAACGCGUAUCUGAAGGAGAACAGCAUCGAGACCUUCCUGGUCCUCGGCUGCAGCGAGAAACGGAAGGAGGAGAAGGCGGUGAUGGCGAAGAUGCAGCGGACGAGAGCCAACUCUAACGAGGGUCUGCUGCCCCGCUGGGUCCCCGACAGAACCUUCUCCAGGACCAAGGACUCCAAAGUCUUCAGACAAAUGGGGAUUGAUGAGAGCUCCAGUAAAGACAAAGGAGGCUGUGACCUAUAUCUGACUCUCUUGCAGUAUUCCAAGAAGGUGGACGAUCGUUUUGGAGGCUAUGUUGCCUGUUCUCUACUAGUAUUCUGCUUCAUAUCCCUCAUACAGAUCGUCAUCUUUCCACACACCCCGGUCAUGCUGGGAAUCUACAUCAGUAUCUUCGUCAUACUCGCCAACAUCCUUUUCAUCUGUGCCAUAUAUUCGUGCAUCAAGCUCUUUCCAGCUGCAAUGCAGACCGUUUCAAAGAAGAUUGUUGAGUCUCGCACCAACAGCACCCUGGUGGGAGUAUUCACCAUUAUCCUUGUGUUCAUCUCUGCCUUUGUUAAUAUGUUUGCCUGUGACACCAGGAGCUUGGCACAAUGCGUCGCCGAAAAGCUGAACACCUCCGCGGCGCUGGUGACGCCCUGUUUGAUCCGCAGCUUGAAUGUGUCCAUUGAAGGGGGUCUGGAGAUCUGUCCGAGCGAAGGCCCCUCCUGCCCCUUCCCUGAGUAUUUUAGCUACAGCGUGCUGCUGACGCUGCUGGCCUGCUCGGUGUUCCUGCAGAUCAGCAGCAUCGGGAAGCUCGCCCUCAUGCUGCUCAUCCAGCUCACCUUCCUGCUGCUGGUGGAGUGGCCACAGGUCGCUCUGUUCGACAACGCAGACCUCUUCGUCACCUCCAAUGCCAUUGAUUUAAAUCAAACUAGUGCUCAAUGGUCCAGUUUCAAUGAAACUACAAACCAGUGCCCAUUCGUUGUGACCAAAGUGUCCCUGAGGGUCAUGACUCCAGUGAUCCUCACAGUCUUCGUCCUGGCGCUGUACCUGCACUCCCAGCAGGUCGAAUCCACCGCACGCCUCGACUUCCUGUGGAAACUACAGGCCACAGAGGAGAAGGAGGAGAUGGAGGAACUGCAAGCCUACAACCGACGCCUCCUCCAUAAUAUUCUGCCCAAGGACGUAGCCGCUCACUUUUUGACGCGCGAGCGGCGUAACGACGAGCUCUUCUACCAGUCCUGUGAGUGUGUGGCCGUCAUGUUCGCCUCCAUCAGCAACUUCUCUGAGUUCUACGUGGAGCUGGAGGCCAACAACGAGGGGGUGGAGUGUCUCCGGCUGCUCAACGAGAUCAUCGCUGACUUUGAUGAGAUCAUCAGUGAAGAUAAGUACAGGCAGCUAGAGAAAAUCAAGACCAUCGGUUCCACCUACAUGGCGGCCUCCGGUCUCAACGACUCCACCUAUGACAAGGAGGGCCGAUCACACAUUAUUGCACUGGCCGACUACGCCAUGAGACUGAGGGAGCAGAUGAAGUACAUCAACGAGCAUUCCUUCAACAACUUCCAGAUGAAGAUAGGUCUGAACAUUGGGCCGGUGGUGGCGGGGGUUAUUGGUGCGCGGAAGCCUCAAUAUGAUAUUUGGGGAAACACAGUCAAUGUGGCCAGCCGUAUGGACAGCACAGGUGUACCUGACUGCAUACAGGUGACUACAGACCUCUACCAGGUGCUUGCAAACAAAGGGUACGUGCUGGAGUAUCGCGGGGUGGUAAAGGUCAAAGGUAAAGGGGAAAUGGCAACCUACUUCCUGAACGAAGGGCCGCCCAACAGUUAGCAGCCGGGGCAGCAGCAGAUGUCGGGAUGUCCCCGCUGCGAGGACACAGCCCCACUGAGCGAGGACUCACAGUGUGAGCAAUGGCUACAAACUAGAGACGCUAUCACUUGAAUCCCAAGUAAAGAGGAAAACAAACUCUAAAGACAUCAAAUGGAAAGUGUUCUUGAUGAGAAGAAAAUGUUCUCGUUUAGCAGCCAUUUUGGCUCCAAACAUGAUGAAGGACGCGUGUUUUUCUCAUGUCUAGCCUCUCUCUCAGGCUUCUUGAAAGAUGCAAAGUCUGUUUAUUUAAAACAACGCCUUUUAGCCUGUGUCAAAGAAGAUUAACGCUGUACAUAAGGCUACUUUUUAUUUUACUUUGAGUUUUGUUUUUCUGAUUUGUAUUUUUUAUUUCACAUGACCUAUGAAGAACAGGUACUCAUUUUCUGUUUCUGGAUUAAUUAUUUAUUUUAAUCUCGAUGUUUUGUGCAAAAAGGUCCUUUAUAAAAAAGUGUGAAUACAUACGUGCACAAAUAUCCAGUUUAUUACACGUUUAUAAGUGUGUAUGUACAUGCAUAUUUGUGUGUGUAUGAAUAUAUGUAUAAACCGAGGAGAAAUAUAUUGACCAAAGACUAAAGUAUUCACUAAAAGCAAGGCAAGACAUGUUUGAUAUGUUCUCGCAAAAGUCAGCAAUGAUCACCACCUCUGUUUUUUAGGCAGAAGGCCUGAACCCUGUCUUUUUGGCAGCGCAGGCUGCUACAUUGUUUUCAUAAAAUAUAUCAAAUGUAUUUAUUUUGUCUGUCAUUCAGGCAGCGGAGAGCUCUAAAUUAUAAUGUUGACCUCAACCUCUCAACAAAAUGACUAAAGACGACUAAGGAUGUGAGUAGAAGGUGAUAUCUGAAAUCUAUAUUUUAAAAGUAGGAUCCUCUUCAUCCUCAUUUCCUGUCGGAUUGCUUUCUUAGAGCUUGAGCAGCCAGUGUGCCGCUGGUUUCAGCCGUUACAGUAUAUAUUGUCAUCGACUGCUCCUUCCCUUUCAGAAAAGUAUUUUUUUGGUGCAAAUGGAAAUGAAGGAAUUUAGAUCCAGAGCCAUCAGAGGGGGAAACCUCAGAUUUCAACGCAGUUGUACCACACAGCCUGAUUCUUCCAUGAAGAAGAAAUAAAUGAAGGAAAGAAAUAUAUAUUGAUUUUGACUGAAUACUGUGCUUUGUAAUCCUGAAGGGGCAUAACUAUUUUCACUGUGAGGUUUUUAUGAUACGACAAAAACUGCUUUCUUGCCAAACAUAACUGCUUUGAAGCAUGUCUGAUUGUGGUAUCUUGUUUUCAUUUUGGUUUGUUUUAACGUAGGGUAUUUUGUAUCACCUCUGUAUCCAUCAUUUGUAUAUUCUUAAUAUUAUUAUUAUUAUUAUGAUGAUUAUGAUUAUGCUUAUAAUGAUGAUUCCAUUCCAAUGAAAAGGAUCAAAGACCAGCACGCUUUCUUGUAAAAUGCCAGUUGUAAAAGCUCAAGCUCACUGGUACCAACUGAUCAACUGCAGCCAAUGAAUUCUGCUGUUCAACCCUACAUGUACAAUACAGUAUUUCAUGUAUAGCAAGUAAUAACCAUUAGCUGCCUUUGCAGCAGAACCCGAGAGGUGUAUGCUCACAUAAGCAGUAAACACACAUAUAUACAGAUGAUUCACUGUGCUUUUUUAAUUUAUUUAUGCCACUACUGCAGUAUUGUAAAUCUCAGUCAGGCUUUAGGUGACCUCUCCCUCCCACACAUUCACUUCUCAGUAACAUAGGAUAUCACUGGUGUUAGACUGUGUGAAGAGGACAGCCGAAUUAAUAAACCUAACCACAUAUUUCUGUAUCCUGCCCACAAUCAGUAGAAGUAAUAGCUGAGUUUGAUUGCCUUAAGUUAAUAUAAAACAAAUCAUAGAAUAACUCUGACAGGGAGCAGUGCCUGCCUGGACUGCAGAUGAUUGGACGAGAGAUUGAUAAAGGGCUUGUUGGGAAUAAUUUCCGGUGAACAUUCUCAUCAUUAAACUCGAUCUUGGUUUCUCCAGCUUCAACUUUUUGUAAUUGGGAGAAUCGGACCUGAUUUAGCUCUUCCGCCACACUCAACACUGGCAACCAACAGUUGAUCAUGUUUGUACCAAAGCCAGCUCACGCAGCCUCGUGCUCUGUCCCCUCCUGAGCGAUGAUAUGUGGCCUCGGGGCGUGGUGGGAGCACCAGAGGACGAAAUGUAAUGGAGAUCACCAACUAUGAAGUGAACUGUGACCAAUGAAGAGUGAGUCAUAUAAGCAGAGUUUAUCCAACGGACAUGAGUUUUAAAAUGUGCACUGUAUGUAUUCUAUUUCUAUUGGCUGUCCAUAGACUUGUGUUGAUUGUUAACUCUUGGGAUGUUUUUGGGGGGAACAGGAGGGGAGGAAGGCUGUCCCCCAUACUACUGAAACACUGUUUUUGCUCAGGCCUGAUGAAUCCUUCCGUAUGUUUUUAUUUGUAUUUUCCCUCAGUUGGAGGAGCUGAAAGGGGAGUGUUUUCUGCAAAACUGAAGGACAUGAGGAGUUGAGGACUAUGACAAAGAGAACAAAUAACAUUUCCCCUUGAAGAAAAAAAAUUAAAAAAGAUCAAUGGC
Molecule: messenger RNA, 6558 nt
Organism: Notothenia coriiceps (black rockcod)
Lineage: Eukaryota; Metazoa; Chordata; Actinopteri; Perciformes; Nototheniidae
Gene: adcy6a
Product: adenylate cyclase 6a
Exons: 23
Coding region: 461-3967 (1168 amino acids)
Biological process (GO): cAMP biosynthetic process; adenylate cyclase-activating G protein-coupled receptor signaling pathway; intracellular signal transduction
Cellular component (GO): plasma membrane
Molecular function (GO): adenylate cyclase activity
Source: RefSeq, a predicted model, not a curated record